Diuraphis noxia (Russian wheat aphid) is the source of this 1380-nucleotide messenger RNA. Its product is annotated as 52 kDa repressor of the inhibitor of the protein kinase-like. Lineage: Eukaryota; Metazoa; Arthropoda; Insecta; Hemiptera; Aphididae. The record is from RefSeq and is a predicted model, not a curated record.
AUGACUUGCGGGAAAAAUUCAACGUAUAUUAGUUGGAAUAUUCAAAACCAAAUAAUAGAUGCUUGCGAUGAAGUCAUUUUAACAAAACUUGUAACUAAAAUUAACAACGCUAAAUGUUUUACUAUACUCGCUGACGAAACGUCUGAUAUUUCCUCUAUUGAACAAUUCGCAUUGUGUGUAAGAUAUAUUGAAUCAAUCAAUGUAAACAAUUUUAAAAUAGUUGAACAUUUUUUAAAAUUUGUACCAGUAGAAUCAACUUCCGGUCAAAAUUUAGCAGAUGUACUUCUAACAACAUUGAAUUCAUGUGGUAUUAAUAUAAACUAUUUACGAGGACAAGGCUACGAUGGGGCUGCAGCGAUGAGUGGCAAAUUUAAAGGCGUCCAAGCGCGCAUAAUAGAAAAACAUCCAACUGCACUCUAUGUACAUUGUGUUUCACACAGCUUAAAUUUGGCUUUAUCUAAUGCUGUUGAUGUAGUACCUAUUAGGAAUAGUUUUGGUGUUAUAGAAAAAGUGUACACGUUUUUUAAUACACCAAAACGUCAGAUUGUUUUAAAAAAUCAAAUUCAACUUUUAGUUCCUGAUAUUAAUAAAACUAAACUUGUUCAACUAUGUCCAACUAGAUGGGUUGAACGACACGAUUCAAUAAUAGUAUUCAAUCAACUUUUAUUACCUGUAGUGGCGGCGUUAGAAGAAAUUCAAUCGUGGAACUGUAAAGACWCUUCAUCAGGUGCAUUUUUACUUUUAAAUGGUAUUCGUCAAUCUACAUUUAUUAUUUCAUUACUCUGUUCAGAAAAAUUAUUAGCUUAUACUUUACCAAUAAGUAAAAUACUUCAAACRACAGAUAUARAUCUWUCWACUGMAGUUAACCAAGUAGAAAGUGUAGUGUCUAUUCUCCGACGACUUAGAAGUAAUGCYGACARUGAAUUUAARCAAUUAUUUUUAGAAGCACAAGAAGUUUCCUCUAAUUUAGACUUGACUAUGUCUAUACCUAGACUAACAAAACACCAAACUAAGCGAUGUAAUACACCAUCAGAAAACAUUGAAGAAUACUAUAGACGUUCAAUUUUUAUUCCAUGGGUCGAUUCAUUUCUUAAUAGUCUUUCUGAUCGAUUUUUGAAACAUAAAAAUCUCCUCACAAGUUUUAAAUGUCUUUUACCAACCGGACAUAAUCCAACAGAUGAACAAAUUUCAAGUUUUAAAAAUAUUUUUGACUUUUAUGAAAAAGAUAUGCAACAAAUUAGUUUUUCUGUCGCUAAGGCCGAAUUCGAAUUGUGGUAUGAAAAAUUCAAAAACUGUGGCUAUACUUUACCGCUAAACGCAAUUGAUGGUUUAAAUUUAUGUGAUGUUAAAAUAUUUGAAUCAAACGAUACCACGAAAUAG